Messenger RNA from Porites lobata, 814 nucleotides. The record is from the annotation of a GenBank genome assembly. NCBI's taxonomy places the organism in Eukaryota, Metazoa, Cnidaria, Anthozoa, Scleractinia, Poritidae.
CAGCGGCAGCAACAGCAAACCGCAGUUAAAGAAGCGAGUAGGCCCGCUCGGAAGCAAAAAAAAGUGAUGAAAUUCAAAACCUUCGUAAACGAUGAAGGUUACAUGUGUCCUGUGUCGACUUGACUAGACGAAUGUUUUGGUAGAUUGUUGACUAACAUUUUUCCGAGAACAGUGACGUCGGCGAAACGUCACGUAGAAGUGCAUCCACCAUUUGCACAUAGACCAUGAUGCAUCUUGUUUACCCCCUUCAAAUUUUGCAUAACCAUCGUAUUGGAUUUCUCUAGAGACGGCUGUAAUACCCAGGAGAAAUUGAAAACAACGGAUAUGCAAAAUUUGGGGGGGCAAAAAAGGUGUAUUAUGGUCCUUGUGAAAGUGGUGAAUUCGCGAUUUUCAGUCUUUAUCGCGAUUAUUCCAACUAACUUACUUUGUCAAGAAUAGGCGAAUUCUUCUGGAGUUGAAUUGUUAGUGAAAUUAGGCACUUUCACAUCGUAUUUUACUAAAAAAACCUGAUGCACGUGCAAAGUUGUUGUUUUGCCAAUCUAAACCUAUUUCUCUUUUGACGUUCGCGUGGCCGUCACCGUCGUUAGAUCUUAAGGUUCUCUAUUUUUUUUUUCUUACAGUGACUGAGAAAGUUUGGGAAAGUGAGUCCACAGAUGCGAGUGAUGAUGAACCCCAAAUAAUUAUCAAACCACCCGUGUCUUACGAGAAGCGGCCAUCACCGGUCAAGAAAACCGGCGCUAAGAAGACGCACAGUGACAUGAAAGGCAAAGGAGUGAAACAAUCCUCGCUGACAAGUUUCUUCAAAAAGUCUUAA